AUGGAAAACAAUAAUAACCAUCCAUUGUCGCCGUUUAACUUAAACGAUGAUUCGGAAAUCCUUAAUACUUAUCGAUACGUCAAUGGUAGAAGGUAUCAUAAUGUCCCAGGCGUCGAUUACUUUUUGCCUAAUGAUGAGGAGGAAGUUUCGAGGUUAGAUUUACAGCAUAAGUUAGUUCGGUAUGCAUGGGAAGGCAAUUUCACGGCGCCAAUGCACAAAAGACUUUCAGAAGGGAAUUGCCGCGUUUUAGAUGUUGGUUGUGGCAGUGGUGCAUUCAUUAUGGACUUGGCGGAAGAUUAUCCAAAGAAUUCGUACGUUGGAAUUGACAUAUCUGAUACUUUCCCAGGAGAAAGCGUACAUGUUCAAUGGAAAGAGAAGGUAAUUCCUGAGCUGUUAAGAGUUUUGAAGCCAGGGGGCUGGAUUGAAUUAAUGGAGUUUGAUUUAAUUUGGUUUUCUUUAGGUCCCAAAACUGGUCAGGUUACGAAAAUUGAUCAAUUACAAAAACGUGGAAUUAGCAUAAUAAUGAGCACCAGAAUUGCGGAAUUAUUGAAAGAAAGCAACGUUCAGAAUAUGCAAAUCAUAUCCAAGUCUCUUCCAAUAGGCCCCUGGGGAGGAAAACUCGGAGAAUUGUUAUACAAAUCUCAUAUUCAAGUAGUUACACCUGUAAUGGAGCGUUUGGUGAAAAGUGUUAAAAUGACUAUUGAAGAAUAUCUUGAGAUCUCCACCCGUGAAACUGAUGAGCAUAAAACCUAUGCUAUGUCCCACAGAAUUUUUGGAGUUAAGCCUCAAAAUUGA
Acaulospora morrowiae is the source of this 795-nucleotide messenger RNA. The record is from the annotation of a GenBank genome assembly. Lineage: Eukaryota; Fungi; Glomeromycota; Glomeromycetes; Diversisporales; Acaulosporaceae.